Molecule: messenger RNA, 601 nt
Organism: Oldenlandia corymbosa var. corymbosa
Lineage: Eukaryota; Viridiplantae; Streptophyta; Magnoliopsida; Gentianales; Rubiaceae
Source: the annotation of a GenBank genome assembly
CAUCCAAAUAAAAUGGCUCUGAUGAGAAAAAAUGUCAUGCUUUUGUUUUUCAUUUUAAGUUUACUCUUGGCGAUUUCGCAAACUUUUUCAGCUAGGGUGUUGAACUCUACUUAUGAUGAUGUGUUUGAAGGUGUUGGUGAUGGUAUAAGUACUAAUGGAGGAAGUUCAACAACAACGUCAUCACUUGAGUGUUGGGAUGCGCUUUCGGAGGUUACAUCGUGCUCGGACAAGAUCUAUGCGUACUUCACCGGCGGCAAAGCCGACAUCGGCCCUUACUGUUGCCGUGCCAUUAACGUGAUUACACAUAAUUGUUGGCCAGCAAUAUUGACAGCGCUUGGUUUCUCAACUGACCAGACUUUUGUCCUGCGAGGGUAUUGCGAUGCAUCAUCUCCAAACGAUGUCGUUGCCGCAGGACCCGCUGAAGGACCAUCGUCAGCGUGAUCUUUUCAUGAUCGUUGUUUGAUCGUGAUGAUUUCCACUAUAAUAAGAUCAGCUAGUUAAAUGUGUAGCUUGCAAUAUUUCUUUUUCUUUGUUUUGAUGGAUCCCUAAAUAUCUUGUGGUGUUUUAAGUAGUUCCGUUUGGGUUGGCCACUUACUGAGUG